UCAGUGUGUCUGACUCCAGAAUGGUUCCAGGCAGACUUUCCAUUCAGCAGGCAAAUAUAUUGCACAAGAUCCCUUCAUUCAGUAUUUCACAGCCUGUCCACCUUAAAUCAAGAGCGUUCAGAUUUAAGCUGGCAUGCAACCCAUUGUGCUGUUGGUGCUGUGGGUACUGGGAUCAUCACUGGUAAUGCCAGACCCCGACACGGCCGCAGAGAAGGUGACUGAGGAGCCCGUUCCGUGUUCUAGGGGAUGCACCUGCCUGCACGAUGACUACAGCCUGGAGCUCAACAUGUACUGCAGCGCCCGGAACUUCACGCAGAUCCCAUCGGACAUGCCGCCCUCCACCCACUCUCUCUGGCUCGACGGCAACUUCUUCACCUCGCUCCCGCCGGCGUCGUUCAAGGACCUCGGCAACCUCGAUUUUUUGAACCUGCAGAGCGGGCGGCUGGCGACGCUCGACCCCCAGGCUUUUAGAGGCCUGAAGUCACUAGCGCACGUUCACCUGGAGCGAAACCACAUCCGCGCGCUGCCGGGUGCGCUCUUCCAGAACACACCUAACCUGGCCUCGCUGAGUCUGCACAACAACCAGCUGGCUCGUAUCGAAGACAGACUCUUUGCAGGACUCUCGCACAUGUGGCUCCUCAACCUCGGCUGGAACUCCAUAGCCGUCUUACCAGAGACGGCCUUUCAGGAUCUGCAGGGCCUGCGAGAGCUUGUUCUAGCGGGGAACAGACUCGCUUACCUGCAGCCGCAGCUUUUCCAAAGCCUCACCGAGCUUAAAGAGUUGGAUCUAACUGGAAAUGCCCUCAAGGUUAUUAAAGCUAAUGUUUUUAUUAAACUCACUAAAUUACAGAAGCUGUACUUAGCCCAGAAUCAGAUUGGGACAGUGGUACCCAGGGCGUUUUUAGGUAUGAAGUCGCUCCGAUGGCUGGAUCUCACCAACAACAGACUGGCUUCUCUGCAUGACGACACGUUCUUGGGCCUGCACAGCCUUCACGUCCUGCGCCUCUCCUACAACUCGCUCACUGGAAUUAGGCCCAGGACUUUCCGUGACCUGCAGUACUUGGAAGAACUGCGGCUCAGUCACAACAGGAUCCGAGCCCUGGGCGAGAAGAUAUUUGAAGGGCUCGGUCACCUGGAGGUUUUAGAGCUCGAGCACAACCAGUUGCAGGAGGCACAGCUGGGUAGUUUCACCGGCCUCUCUCGCGUGGCGGUUAUCAACCUGUCAGGAAGUUGCUUCAACAGUCUACCAGACCAGGUGUUCAUAGGCCUGUCCAAGCUUCACAGCCUUCACCUGGACAAAGGCUGCUUAACAAGGAUAACAACUCAAGCCUUCACUGGACUCACUGGCCUACGGAGGCUUUUCUUGCAGCAUAACAACAUCUCCGUGGUGGAGCACCAGAGCUUCGUGGACCUGGUGAGUUUGCUGGGACUGGACUUGAGUUUCAACAAAUUGGAGGUUCUCACAACCCACACAUUCACUGGCCUAAAAAAUCUGGAGUACCUGCUGCUGUCCAACAACGAAUGUCGGCAGUUCUUGCAGAACGGCACCAAGCAGCUACUUCCAAAGCUGCGCUACCUGGAUCUCAGGGAUAACGCAUUGACGAGCAUCAUUCCCGAUUUCCCACAGAACAUGGAAAAACUCUUGCUGUCUGGGAACCAGUGGAAAUGCGACUGCGGCGCCCUGCCGCUCAGAAACUACAGCAUGAGGAAUCCAAUGGUGAUACCUCGGCAAGUGGAGACCCAUGGAGAGGGUGAAGAGCCCGACACAACUAUCACCAUAUACAACAACAUCACGUGCAUCAGUCCACAGCGUCUAGCUGCUCAAGAUCUACGAGAUAUUGACAAUGAAUUCUUCCAAAGCUGUUAACAGUUUAAUUUUGGGGAAUGCCUGGUACAGAGUACACAACACUACAAUAAUCUUAGUUGUAAUACUACCAAAACUGUGAAUUCAGAAAUGCAGAUGUGUGAUUCAGGUUUAUGCUUCACUUGAACUAUUGCUAGAUACGCAGGUAUCCUUUUAAAAAUUGUAUUUUGUUUCAUAAGUUACCAGUAACUUUAUUUUUUCUUUUGCUUCAGAGAGCUGCAUUAAACCCAUUUAACUGCCACAACAAAUGCGCUUUAAAAGGAAUAAUGUGGAAAUUAACUUUGAAAAGCAGCUUAUUAUUCUGCUUAUGAUUGACACUCUUUAAAAUAAAUAGAUUUAGUUAAAGUUAAAGUUAGGUUACGUCAAGAGAUCAGAAACUAAAUGUUGGACAAUAUGUGCAGUUCGGUUGUAAUGUUAGAUGUCAGAAAGACGUAAGAAAACUCCACGUAUGUCACUUUAAAAUGUACGGUGAAAGUGGUUUUACAGCUGCAAUAAAAGUAUUUUAAACUUUGA
Messenger RNA from Betta splendens (Siamese fighting fish), 2377 nucleotides. RefSeq names its product insulin-like growth factor binding protein, acid labile subunit (gene igfals). The record is from RefSeq and is a predicted model, not a curated record. Gene Ontology annotation, cellular component: extracellular matrix. Lineage: Eukaryota; Metazoa; Chordata; Actinopteri; Anabantiformes; Osphronemidae. Bases 134 to 1867 code for a protein of 577 amino acids. Gene Ontology annotation, molecular function: protein binding. The transcript is spliced from 2 exons.